AAGCCGAUAGGCUGCUGUCAGAGAGUGAUUGGCUGUGAGGACCCGAGCAGCUGCACGAAUGCACUCCAGUCAGGAGAGGUACGGAGGGAGGGAGGAAAGUGAGAGAGUAAGAGAGAGAGUCAGUGAGAGAGAGAGAGAUAGAGAAAGAGAGAGACUCAAAGAAAAGCAGGCUCCAUACAGCAGUGGUUUGCCUGCUCCCCAUGCCCUGUAUCCACGUUCUGUGGACGGAUCUCUUUAAUUGCAUUCCGGAGGAACUUUCUGUACAGCAGCUGCUUCUAAGACUGAAGGGGAACCAGCGGGAACUGUGGGCUUGUGGACAACCCAGUGUGGAGGAAGUGCAAGGAAGAAGGGGGUCUAGAGAAAGGAACAAAAGAGCGAUGGGAAAGGCAAGAGGAGUGAGCUUGUCCCAUUUUUUUCAAGUUCCAACUAGGAAUUAGCUGUUUUUUGCUGUUCAUUCGUUCUGUGAACAGAACAGUGGCUAGCAGCUGCACACUGGCAGGCUAUGCAUGUGUGUGGAUGUCUGUGUGUAAAUAAGGUGCUGAGCUGCUAUAGGCCGGGCAACAAGCCAGCCAGGAGUAGGACCCUGAAGGUACAGAAGCUUUACCUGACUGGAUCGACAAGUCUGACACCAGGCAGCUUUUCUGCAGGCAUCUCUGACUUACAUUAGAAAAGAGUGUGACAGGCAGAAGUGAGGAUGUUUGCAUGUUUCGGCACAAGAAAGAGUGCACGCUGCGAGUGCUGAACUGAACCAGACGACAGAGCCUGGAGAAAGAGAAGACGACUACCUGACAAACAAGGGUGUGCAAUGCUUUGGAGCUUUCGUCCGGCUGUGACUUGAGUCCUGUCCGGCUGAGCACGCUCAAAAACACUUUUGCACGUACCGAGCAGUGUUUACCUUUUUGUAACUUGCACUUUGGAUCAUGUUGGGGAUGUGCCAGGUCUUGCCUGCAAGAAUGCAAUGUGCUCGAAUGGUAUAGGGUACAAGGGAAGAACUGUAGUGCGCACUCUUGGAUGGGAUUUUGGGUAGUACAAUAUAUUUUGCUAUAUUUACAUACACAUAUAAGGUUGACCCUCUUAUCUCAAGCAGUUUAAAACAGCAAGUCAGUGUAACUUCAUAGUCUUUAGCCAAUUAUUCCCAUUGGGUUUCUUGCCAGGACAAGGUUUCUAACCUUGGAUCUAUGUUGAUCCUUUUGAUACCUGUUUUUAUUUUGCACUGUUUCUUUCUGCAUGGCUCAGGGAACCUCCAUUUUGAAGACAAAGAACAACUGGCAUAGACCUCCUCGCUAGCACCGAAGCCUUUUUUCAAACUUCAGUUUGUUUUCUGGGGCAUUCUUUUGUGUGCAGAGCAAGUGGAGCGUAGCUCCGGUGAAUUGAGCUAUUGUUGGAAAGCUGGGUUCUCUCACGCUGCAAAACCCUAACUCAGGCCCCCCUCUUGCACCUCUUGCACCCCCCAAACUAAAGCAAGACCACCCCUUCCCGCCUUCCCCUCCUUUGCUGGUCCCUUCAUCAGUCCUUUCCAAUCCUCCUACGCACCUCUUCUCCUCCUCUCCACAUGCUGGAGAGGCCUGAGUGUGUGGAAGAGUGUGUAUGUGUGUGCAUGCCUCUUCUGCACACAUGAGGCUGGAAACCCAAAGCCUGGAUUACAAAUCUAGACAUAUCGCUUAUCAGGACACAUCUCCAAGCAACAAAUCCAAGCAACUGUGCAGAAGUGCAUUGUUCUUUUCAAAUACUAAGGCAGCCUAGCAUCUGCCGGUGGACUGAUUGCGAGCAGUGUUUUGUGUGUGUGUGUGUGUGUGUGUGUGUGUGUUUGAGUGUGUGUGUUGUGUGUAGGCUGCCUGUUUGAAUAUCCCUGCAUGCGGGAUCAUCAGAGGGCCAGAAGGAAAGAAAAGCCUGGAAAGAUAAAGCAGGGCUUGUGCAGGGUCUUGCCAUGCAGGGAGUGUAGGUCUGCAGCAUUAGGCAGUCGGUGGGGCGGUGGGUGACCGCUCUGUCCCGGCUUAGCCAUGAAGAAAACGCGCAGCACCACCUUGCGCCGGGCCUGGCCAAGCUCAGACUUCUCAGACCGGGCCUCGGAACGCACCCGCUCUCGCAGCGAGAAGGACUACCGGCUCCAUAAGCACUACCCCAAGCACUUCAUCUCCCACUCUGUCUCCCACUCUCCCAGGAUAUACAUGCCAGCAGGUGAUGUGUCGCCUAUCAGCAUGUCUCCUAUCAGUCAGUCCCAGUUCAUUCCACUGGGAGAGAUCCUGUGCCUGGCCAUCUCGGCCAUGAACUCUGCCCGCAAGACGGUCACACAGGAGACACUCAUCGAGCACCUGGCAACAUGCUUCCCAGGUGUGCCCACUCCAAGCCUGGAGAUCUUGCGCCAUACCCUCAACAUGCUCGUCCGGGAACGUAAGAUCUACCCGACUCCAGAGGGUUAUUUCAUCGUCACCCCGCAGACCUACUUCAUCACACCUUCCCUUAUUCGAACCAACAGCAAGUGGUACCACCUGGAUGAGAGGAUCCCGGCGGCCAUGCAACAGCCGUGCUCUUCUCCUCCCUCAGGCACUGUUACACCCUCUGCUUCAGGCUGCGUCAGGGAGCGGCAGCACCACAAGAACCACGCCGAGCCUUACAGCGACAGUUACCGGGAAGACCUGCCCAGCACACACACCUCCACGCUACAGAGGAGGUCCAAGGAACACAAGGAGGCACCAUACCCAGUGUCUCCACCUCCUCAGCAAUCCUCUGAGAAGAGCAAAAGCGCAUUGAGCUUUGCCUUCAAAACGGAUGGCAGCAGCAAGCAAAGGGAUGGAGGCAGCAGUACCGCAGGCAGUGAGAAGCAGUCUAAGAAGUUCGGCCUGAAACUCUUUAGGUUAAGCUUCAAAAAGGACAAAACAAAACACCUGGCCACGUUUUCAGCCCAGUUUCCACCUGAGGAGUGGCCUCUGCGGGACGAGGAGACACCCAGUGCCGUUCCUCGGGACGUGGAGAUGGAGAUAAUCCGGCGCAUAAACCCGGAUCUAACGGUGGAGAACCUGGCACGGCAUACAGCUGUAAUGAAGCGCCUGGAAGAAGAGAAGGCCCAAAGGAACAAAGCUAACGCAUCGGCGCAACAGAAUGCACGUGGAAAGCGUGGUCGGGGCCACCGCAAGGUUCAGCAAAGCAAGCAGUCACGCAGUCACAGCAAGACGCGUGCAUCCAGAGGGGACCCUUCUGAGGGUUCCAACCUGGAUAUAUCCUACGACCGGGACUACAAGUUCUAUAGCUCUUCGCUGGUGCGGUCGCCAAGGGAGACUAUGAUGUCCAUGGAGCGAAACAGGGGAAAGUACAUGGUACAUAGCAACCCGAACAUUGUGGAGUCGCAUUUCACUACAGCGCCUGAAUGGGACGUGUCAGGUGAGCUGGCCAAGAGGAGGACAGAGAUGCCUUUUCCAGAACCGUCCCGGGCACAGUCGCAUUCAAAGGUCCACCGCAGCCAUAGCCACACCCAAGAAAGGAAGUCUCGAAACGAGAGGUCAGACAAGGCCAAAGAGAGGUCGCGCUCAAUGGACAACUCCAAAGGUCCCCUGGGGGGUCCCUACCUGGGCACCCCUGAGGACUUUGAGUGCAGUCCUGACGACAGGAGUCGGUACUACACUGACGACGGAACUUUGAGGGCGUCCACGCAAAAGAGCCACUACUCCCGCACUAUGCUCUCUGCUGCUAGGUUAAAUACUGACGUUUGCGUGCCUGAUAUUGGGAGGGGGACCCCCGAGGAUGCCAUGCACUGUAGGCCCCUGGAAAAGAGCAAAAGUAAAGACAGCUUGCCGGCCUACAAUGACCUUAAGUCCUGCUCUCCCAAAACGCUUGUGGAUGACUAUUACCAACGCAGUGCAUCGGGUGAGGCCUCUUUCUCGGCUCCCUCCCCUCUUACGAAAUCCAGCCACGAUUUUGCAGACAGCAUCUGGAAGGGAAUUCCUUCAGAUCGACCCGCUCCGCUUCUGACCUCACCCCAUCUUGGGGAAUACAAGGACGAUUCCUCGAUGGGACAAAAUAGUAUAACUUUAUCGGUGCCUAACCAGACACCCGAGCCUUUGCCCAAUGGACGCUUGAUGCACCAACACAACCCAGACUCAGGUGACUUGGACAAAAUUGGGGAGGUUUACAGCCAGGAGUCUUUGUUCAAACCUUUAGACUAUGUGGAGAGCAGCUUCUCCAGGCCUGGUACGAUGCGCAAGUCUCCGCACACCAAGUCAGCAGAGGUACUGGAGACCCAGGAACACUUUGAUGAACCUCUCCCGCUGUCCUCCUUGCCACCGACCUCGGGGCAGGAGCAGGCCUCGUGUGCCGAAACCACCUUCGACUACUACAACGUGUCAGACGAUGAUUCUGAGAGUGCCGGUCAUAAGAACAAAGUAGAAGAAAAGGGUCGGGAAGGUGGUGGGACGAUGCAGUGGCUUCUCGAGCGCGAGAAGGAGCGAGAUCUCCAGCGCAAGUUUGAAAAGAACCUCACGUUCCUCAGCCCCAAAGAGGGCGAGAGCAACAAUAGCCAGAAGUCGGCCCACUCCACACGCCUCGACAGCAUGGACUCCAGCAGUGUGACUGUGGACAGUGGAUUUAAUUCCCCACGCACUCGAGAGAGCCUCGCCUCCAACACUUCGAGCAACGUAGAGAACAGCCGGCGGCAGAACAUGGCUCUGAGUCCCGGUCACAUCGGCACCAAGAGGCCGCCGCCGCCCUACCAUGCACCCACCUUCCGCUCCAUCCCCGAGCCACCUGCCGCCCGCCCCGAGAAACAAGCCUCCAUCACCAGCGUGUAGCAGGGGAUGAUCAGAGGAACAGGGGAGAGGAGAAGGCCUUCUCGUUAAUGAUAGUUAAAGCUAAAAAUCAAAUUUACUCAGAUUUUCUCCUUACUAUAAAAGUCUGUUAGCCGCAAUGAGUUUUCUACAAGAUCUUACAUCUCACAGGUCAUUUCUUUGUUUUUGUGCUGGGCAUAUGAGAAAAAUGUAUCUGCUGAGAGAUUAUCACCACCAGUUAACAUUGUACAAACACUUCUCAAGUCUCAAAUUCCACACAAACUACCUUAAAGCCUGUGCUGUUGCUACGCUUUCCUCCAAACAUGCUAUGAUCCUACUCUGCAAUGCUGCUGACUUCACACUCCUGGUGUGUUGGGGCAUUACUAGUGAUAGGGGGAGUCCUAAUGCGUGGGUUGGAUAAUUGGCCUUGCAUAUUGGGAAGAAAAUGAUUUACUAAAAGAUCUUUGUUUUUAGUUUAAAGUAAAAAGUAGCUUUGGAAAUUGUACAACUUUUUCAGUUUUGGAACAGUUGUGAUUGUGAUUGACAAAAACUUAAUCCUAUGUAGGACUUUGUUUUCAAAGCAACAUGGAUUUAAGUCCUAUUCAGACGAGUUUUGUUUCUCAAGGGAUCCUGGGUAAUUUUCUCUUUCUUGGAGGGUCUUCUGUGAUUUUAUUCCCGUUCGGAACGACCAUGUCUGUGUUUUUCUCAGAUGUCCUCUAAGAAAAUUUACAGGCUGAAUUGCCUACUGUUUUUCACUGAACUAAACUGAAUGAAUUAAAUAGCUAUUUGUUCACUGCCACACACCGUAAUUACACUUUGGGCACACGAUUCCACAGAGAUCCACGUAAACAAAACAACCAGUGGAAACGGAGGAGCUACUGAACACAAUGUCAUGUGACUGAGAAAGCCAAAAAACUCACUGGUGCUCCUGUUUUUUUCACUGAUGCCUCUGAGAAAUUAAUCUAAUCCAGAUUGGUUCAAAAGCUGUUACUGUCAUUGAAAAAAAAUCUACUUUACAGAAGAGAUUUAUUUAUUUUUUUAAGUAGUUUUGGACAGUUUCUAUGGGCACUUUCAACACAAAUUAAAAGUAAAGGCACACUGUAUAGAAGUAAAUCCAGAUUCACGUUAUGUUGCAAAUAAAAUGAUUUACUCAUAUCUAAUUUGGUGUGUAAAUGGGAGAUAAGCCUAAAUUAAAACGCACUGCUAAAUAGCUUUAGUCAAACCAAAUUACAGUACUCUCCUACUCAGCAAAUACAAAUUCUUUGAUGCAGCAUAAAAAGCAGAAAAAAAGCUCAGCACACUUUAGUUCACAUACUAGUUUUCAAACCACAGUAGCAGGUCCGUUUCCUUUGCUUGGAAACUUGAGGGAAUUAUUUGCGAGUGUGAUUUGUGUUCAGUGGAAUGAGAAGUUGCACAGUGCUGCUAACUGGUGGUGAUCAUUAUUGGUUUCUGUUAAUUUUUCGCUAUCUUAGCCUCGUAGCUCUAGUACAAAACUAAUGAAACACACUGCACAUACCAUACACGUCUUGGAUGUCUGACUAUUCGUAAUAAGGAGAAAAAUGUGUUUAUUUGAAUUCUGGCCAAACUACUGCUUUAUUGCUGCAGAGCUAAGGCUGCUGCAGUGCUUAUAGACAGGACGCUUGAUCGAAAGUGCAAAGACGGACUCCAAUCAGAAACGUCUCAGAAACGCUGUUUGUCAUCAGUUACUGUAGGUACCUUCUACUUUUUUGGUAUUCGUAGGAAACACAACUACACGCAAACACUGACGUUUAUCACUUCAUAGUGGCUGGACAUCAUCCAUGAUCUGAAACUGCUGUCAUGAUCCGCAAUGGCAUCAUCAAUCUUACGGACACCGCUCUAGCCUAAUGUAUCCACUAUGGGCCUCCUUAACCAUGCUGAUUCUGCCUCCAACAACUCAUUCAUUCUCUGCUGUGUUCAGUGUUGGUUCUCUACUCUCAGGUCAAUCCGAGUCACACAGCAUUGUAUUGCUCACUCUUCUGCUCAUGGAGAUGGAUCCGAUAUGGAGAUUUUUUAACAGCUUUCUCACGUUGAAGCCUCCCUUUUUCAUGGGUUCCUCCUAGCGUCCCAUGUGAUAUGAAUGAUUGGUACACAUUUGCUCUGAAUUGAUAAGGAUGAGAAUGUGUUUUAGCACAGUUUAUUAUCUGGACGUCUACUAAAACCUACUUAUUCAGUGGGUUUCUAGUACUGGACAAAGUCACAUCCCUACAAAUGAAGUAAAUGCAGUGGUAUUUUUUGUCCAUAUGUUUCAUUCUUACUCCACGUACCACAUAGGAACAGUUGACGUACAUCAAGCUAGCUAAAUGUGCUAAAACGAUCACAAUCCAUGCUAACGCUAACAGAAAUGUAAAGGCAGCGUCACCAUUUUGAUACAACAGGUGCUAUAUUCCUCUCUCUACUAAAAAAAAGGACUGCAUUUUUCUCACAAAAAAAGCAAGAAAUGAAAAAAAAGGAUGUUCCUUUUCCCGAUUUUAUAUUUUAACCAGGUGCUCUUGAAUUACUGGACAUGACGACAGAAGAUACACGCUACUACCUCCACCGUUUGUACAGUAGUUAAAGGUGACGCGAGUGGUGUUUUUCCUUUUUCCAAGUCAGUCGAACACACUGUUAACAGCUUGUGAACUGUGAAUGUGCUGUGGACGCUUUCUUCGCCGAGACAGGAUGUGAUGGUGCUGUCCUAACCCUUCCUAUUUAACCCUCCUGUUAUGUUCUACUGUACAAUAAACAGCAUAACAUUUCCUGGUCAAACUGACCCAUGUUGAACCAUAAGUAGUUAAAAAUAAACGUUCUUUAUUUUCCAUUUCCAUUUAUUUAUACAAUUUCCAUUCACACAUUCAUUACACUGAUUAAGCCUAGCAGAAAAAAAAUCUUAAUAAUAAUACACUGCCUGGCUAAAAAAAAGUAAGUAAAAAAAUAAGUAAGUAAAUGAUGUGGGGUUGAUGCUGCAGUUGGUCUGCAGGUUUAGGUUCAGCAACAGUAUGUGCUGAAAGAAUGAGGUCAGCUGACUACCUGAAUAUACUGAAUAUAGACCAGGUUAUUCCAUCAAUGGAUUUUUUUCUUCCCUGAUGACACAGACAUAUUCCAAGAUGACAAUGCCAGGAUUGAUGGGGCUGGAAUUGUGAAAGAGUGAUUCAGGGAGCAUGAGAUCAUCAUUUUCACACAUGGAUUGUUCACCAGAGAGUCCAGAUCAUUGAGUAUCUUUGGGAUGUGAUGGAGAAGGCUUUGUGCAGUGGUCAGACUCUACCAUCAUCGGUGCUGCAAGAUCUUGGUGAAAAAUGAAUGCAACACUGGAUUAAAUAAAUCUUGUGACAUUGGGGAAGCUUAUUGAAACAAAGUGUGACUUUUAUUUUUUGGCCAGGCAGUGUAGUUUUUGAAAGAAAAAUCCUGUAUUUUUAAACCUUGAAAUGGAUCAGUUUGACCCACAAUAUAACAGGAGGGUUAAAGUAAAAAAAAAAAAACACACACAUAACAUUUUAUAUUCCCUUUGUUCUCACAGUGAUCCAUGCCAGUGAACUUAAAGGGGCACUCUGAUCUAAAUCAACAAUAUAACCACCUCUACAUCUGCUGUGAUCAUGCCUGCUCUCCUCUACAGUAACUGCAGCACUGCAGUAGUGUCUAAAAAGACUCUAGAGGGAGAUGUUCAGGUUUAAAGGCUAGGAAAACCCCCUUGUGAUGAAGGUGGGAGGAGCUUUUAAAAAUAUACCAGUAUGUUGGGGUGGAUAAUUAAGGUAAGGACGUCGAAUAUGACUGUUUAUAAUCUAUAAUCUUCAUCAGUGGCCUACUUUGACCCUGUUUUGACCUGUGGUGGGGAUAUGAGUGUGGGGCUCCUGCUUUGAUUGUGAGGUGCUUGUCUGUUGGCGUGGACAGUUCUAGCCAGAUGCAGCGGUAACGAUUAUUACCACCCACUGUACUGAAUGACCACUGUGGGUGGUAAUAUUAGCCUUCUGUGAUUUAUUCCUAGUGCACACGUGACACUGUGCAUCGAGGAAUGAUGAAUGCCUACCUACCUAUUAGAAAACAUUAUAAGAACAUUUAGCAAUGUUUUAAAAAAAAGGUUCCAGAAGGGUUAUCUUUUAACAUUAUAGAAAUAAUGUUUUAGGAACGUUCUGUGAUGCUUUGCAUCACAAUAUUAUUGGAAAGUUUCCUAUUAAGAAUUUCCAGCUAGUCUAAUAUAAACAUUAUAGAAAUGUGCAUAAUAACAGUUAGUAAUAUUUCUAAAACCAAAAAAGAAAAUACAGACACAAGUGAUAUUGAAGCAAUGUUACUAGAAUGUUUAAAACUGUUAAAUAAGGACUUUCUAAGAAAGUAGAAAAUUGUAAUGUUAAGCAAAUGUUACACCAACUAAAAACUUUUAGCUGGGCACACAACUAAGGAAAUCUGGCACCCCCUACUGGUUACGAUAACAAGACAACACCUCACAAACUAUACAGGUGUAGGCGUUCCCAAGCCAUCCCCUCAGGAGGAAACACUUAGUGAUCAGUUUACAUAUUGCUGUUUUGAGACAUGUCAGGCCAGAAUGCCCCUUUAAGACACUACGUAUAGUGGCUAUGGACUCUAUGAACUCUUGAAUUUAGCCAUGAUUUUAUUUGACUGUUAUUUUUUGGGUUUGAUCAAUUAUUAAAUCAUACGAAUCCCUGGAGCACACACAUCAACCAGCAUCUGCAACCCUUCCCAGACCUAAACCACCCAAGAACUACUAUGGGCUGACUGUUUGUACAAUGUUUUCUUUUUCAUUUGAUCCUGUCCCAGCACAUUCGCCACACAUUGCAGAGGGAGCCGAAUCCCACAAUGCAUCCUGCUUCCUAACGCGCCAUCAUCAGGAGGACCGAAAGAAACGACUUUUCUGGAGACAAACUAGAGAACUGCAGCCUGGGCUGCCUUGCUUUCAAAAUGUUUGCACUAAAUGCCUGAUCUGUAACGGCUGUAAUCGAACAACGAGACGAACGAACAAGCGUACGAAUCAUCCCAGACGGAUGUUGUGUUUAUAUUGAACAUAUUUCAUAUGAAAUGCGUAUAGUCCAUGAAAUGUCUUCCCUUAUCAUGAUGGGUUUCUUAGAGUUCUCAAAGACAUCGUUCCUCAUUGUGACAUUACGUCAAUCUGUAAGAGAUGUUUAUCUGUCAUACUGAGUAUAAUAACUUUAAAAAGGGGGAUUUUUUUGUAAAGUCUGUAAUAUUUAAAAGUCCCUACUCGUGUAGUCGUGGUGUUAAAUGUUUAGUGUAUAUGAUUUCCCCGUCCCCUUGGGGAUUGUGUAACUUUUUAAGACAAUAAAAUAACAUGACACGUUUGAGUAUA
Astyanax mexicanus (Mexican tetra) is the source of this 10068-nucleotide messenger RNA. RefSeq names its product storkhead box 2b (gene stox2b). Gene Ontology annotation, molecular function: DNA-binding transcription activator activity, RNA polymerase II-specific; RNA polymerase II transcription regulatory region sequence-specific DNA binding. Lineage: Eukaryota; Metazoa; Chordata; Actinopteri; Characiformes; Acestrorhamphidae. Gene Ontology annotation, cellular component: cytoplasm; nucleus. Bases 2001 to 4781 code for a protein of 926 amino acids. Gene Ontology annotation, biological process: positive regulation of transcription by RNA polymerase II. The transcript has 4 exons. The record is from RefSeq and is a predicted model, not a curated record.